GUCUCAACAGCUCAAACUGUCAAAGAAAACGGGAAGAGAAACAUUCGGAGCUUCAGACGCCUGCAGAGAAGAUGGAGAUGAAGAUGAGCUGUGUGUGUUUGGUGCUGGGGCUGGUCCUGCUGAUGACCCUGUCCUCAGAUGCUGGCACUGGUGAUAUCGAUGAUCAUCCUGAUAUCUGCUGUUUCAGCUUCAUCACUUUUAAAAUUCCAGACAAAGAAAUACUAAAAGUUAAAAGAUUACAUCCCGACUGCCCAAAGCAGGGCUUCGUGAUUACAACGCCGAGGGGCAGAUUCUGCAUGAAGGACCUGCAGUAAAUCUAGAUUUCAGAGCUGCAGCUUCAACACAGCCCAGACGCAGACGCAGCACACAGAGCAGCUAAAAGCUUUACACGCCCCUUUAAUCAUCACAUGAUUUAUCAAUCAGCGCUUUGCUUUUUCAAUAUUAUCAGUGAUUGUUUAACUCUGUGAAAAUAAAACAAUGCAUGACAAAAAUCUCUACAGAGAAAAAUAACAUCAUAAAGACAAAUUAGAUUUCAGUGCUCCAGCUUCUAAACAAUAAACAUUAUACAAUACAAAAUCUAUACAAUA
Colossoma macropomum (tambaqui) is the source of this 587-nucleotide messenger RNA. Its product is annotated as C-C motif chemokine 18-like. Gene Ontology annotation, cellular component: extracellular region. The transcript has 3 exons. Gene Ontology annotation, molecular function: chemokine activity. The coding region runs from base 72 to 314 and encodes 80 amino acids. Lineage: Eukaryota; Metazoa; Chordata; Actinopteri; Characiformes; Serrasalmidae. The record is from RefSeq and is a predicted model, not a curated record. Gene Ontology annotation, biological process: immune response.